Owenia fusiformis is the source of this 1124-nucleotide messenger RNA. The record is from the annotation of a GenBank genome assembly. Lineage: Eukaryota; Metazoa; Annelida; Polychaeta; Sabellida; Oweniidae.
CAGGACUUUCAUAAUUAACAAGAUGAUGGGUGCUUACACUGUGCAAGCAUUAUAUGUUCUAUUUUUUGGUUAUUUUGUUGGUUCGUCACUGGCAUGUAGCUGUAUGAGAAUUCACCCACAAGAGGCUUACUGCUCUGCAGAUUUUGCAAUAUUGGGUAGAGUGAUCAGUCAUGUUGAUACGGAUAAAGACGACAUAAAUAGGGGACACAUUAUAUUCACUGUUAAAGUUAUAGCUGACUAUAAAGGAUUGGGGUGGGCAGGACAGACCAAGAAAAUAUAUACAGCCCCCAAUAGUGCUUUGUGUGGAGUCUAUUUACAAGACAGUAACAACUACAUUCUUAUAGGAGGCUUUAACAAGGGAGAUCCCUUUACAGGAACGUUUCCUGGAGAGGGUGUUCCAUUCAUAGGGCUAUGUGGUUAUAACCUAGAGGCAAGCAGGGUUCCCAAAGCUGUAAUGAAAGGUUUAGAGAAACUUUACAAAGCAAACUGCAAGUGUGAGAUUUGUAGGUUUCCUGAUGACUGUAAACCAGGCAAUUGCUAUUUGCCAGCCUUUACCGACACCAGUUGCUAUGACAACGCAGUCUGUCGGAGGGCAUGCAAGGAUUCUGAAGGAAAUACAAUGUGCACAUGGAAUCUACCAAGGCAAUGGUGGAAAUGUGUGGCCCAAUCUAAUAGAUGCAGUGUGCCAGGAUGCCCAAUGUUUGAAAAUGAUCAACUCAUAGAUAAACCAAAAGAAGAGUGAGGAGAAAAUCACAAGCCAUAACAAUGUGCUAUUUGUCAUUGUAUUCAGUAUCAAUAAAGUAGCUGUAUAAUUCAAUAUAUAGUUGCAGUUAAUUGUUUAUAAUAUAUUAUAUUUGGACUGAGAGUGAUACUCGAAUAACAUAAUCACUGAGACACAUGUACCAUAAUUACGAUUGUGUUAUGUUGGCUGUGGGGUAUACAUAUAUCUACAACCAACUGCAAUUAUAAGGCUGCCACAGCAUUCCCUGUCACAUACACAUCGGCACCCCCAGGGGGUAUGAGUGCAACCACACUAUUUCUGAGUUUUUUUAGAUGUAGACGCACUCCCCUUCCUGGGGCUAGCUCUGCAUAAAUGUGCUAUAGCAGUCACAUAAGGAUAGCCU